AUGAGAGACAUCGUUGACCUACCACACGACCUCUUCCUCCUCGUCAUCUCUUAUCUCUCUCCCCGAACAUGCGUUCUUUCUCGUUCCGUCUCUCGACGAUGGCACGCCGCUUUCACCGAUGAACACAACUCGUAUCUGUUGAUGCGAUGGAACUUUCCACGAUGCCGUGAGAUGCGUCUGGCUUCGGCCGCCGCCUUAUUACCAUCAGCUUCAUCAGACUUUGCCAACUUGAACAACAAUCUCGCUGUCGAGAUCUCAUGUACUUCUCGCGACCUCCCACCAUGGUCCGAAACAUUUGCUCUCGUGGCUAGACGCUAUCACCAUCUCCGUCGAGGUUCGGCCCGAGUCGUCGAGAAGCUCCAGAUGGCUCGUCCAAGCCGGAGUGAUAGUAACGAACCCUCUCCCAUCUCUUUCAAAGGAGUCGCUACUUGGAACCGGUUCCUACGUCUGGAUGACAAGACGGCCGAGUUUCAUUAUCCCGACCCAGCGUGGUGGUACAGUCAAGAGGACGGAGUGGUGGUCUACCCAGCGGAAGUCCGUGAUAGGCCCAAUACCCCAUCAUCAUCAGAUCCGGCCCACGGUUACGUCUACCACAUCUUCGAUCCAGCAACUGGAAUCCAAAUUCCUGUCCCGUUCGAUGUUCGCCAAAAGCACAUCCGGCGAGUUCGUCUGGCCCAAGGAGUUCUGAUAUUCGAAUGGGCCGAAGAACAUCCUUACCACCAGUUGAAUGACAGAGAAGUCGUCCACCGACACUUCGUGACUGCUUUCGACGUCAUCCGCACACCCUCUUCAUCAGCCUGGACAUGGACGAUCCAAUUCCGGUCAGAAUGGAAGUUGCACUUCCUCGGUCUGCCCCUGAACCGAUCCGAUCGCUUCUUCUCCGCCCACACAGCCACGCACUACGCCGUCUACUUCUGGCAACCAAACCGCUCGCUUUACCAAGAUGAUCCCAUUGAGCAACUCGCCGUAUGGGACAUUUCCUCCCCGAGUCCGUACCGUCCAUCUGAGGAUCCAACGGGGCAUAACCGACCACCGGUCAGCAACCGGACAAUUUCCAUGCCUGCUGGUUUGUGGAAUGGGACGGGAACACACACAACCACGACCAACACAACAAGCACAACAGCUGGACAGCCCAUCAGAAAAAGCGCCAGCCCCGAGCCUGAACAAGUUCGAGAGGCUACCGGCCCCCAAGUAAUCCGCCGCAUGGCCUGGCGCGAACUCGACUUUUACGGUUUGCGCCAACGCGCCAACCCACAGCUGCGCAACCUUUCUCUGGAUGACAGGAACCUCUAUUUCAUCGAGGAAGAACACCGCUGGGCUGAGGGGCAACACUCCUCCCUUAGUCCGCCUCGGGUUCACCACGUCAAGUGCACGGGAAUUCCCAUUGUGCCUUGCUCGCCAGCUGCUCCUAUUCCUUUCUCGUCUGUCAAGGAAAACAAGGAGGAGGAGCCGUCUCAUGCGCAUUAUUAUCAGGCACUGUUCACAUCAACCAUCAAUGACCCAGUUUAUGGUCCCGUAUGGGUUGACCAAUGUGGUGCAGACGGGGAUGUCAACAUGUCCUUUUGCUCACGGGCACAUACCUCUUUAACCUCUUCUCCCUCAUCAGCCGUUUCAUCUCUCUCCCCCACCUCAACCCUCUCUCCCUCUCUUCAAACCCAAGGUCAGGACCAAAACCAACAUCUACCCCCCUCCCCACCUCUUUCCCCCAGCAGCACCACCUCCUCCAGAUCUUACCCCCUCACAAUCCCAUCAAACCAAAAAGCCCUCCUCCACCACCUCCGCUCCCGUCCCCCAUCGCCCUCUUCUUCCCAAUCCUUCUUCCCCUUAUCACCCUCAUCACCCACCACACACACAUCAACCUCCCCCCGUCACCGCCACAAAAAUCAGCAGCAAGCCCUGGAGGAUUUGCUACAAGCAAGCAACCAGCAACGAUUCCCGGGCCUAGCCCCCUGCUGGCGCCACGAAGACUUCCCCUACCUGACCGUGGCGGAAAUGGUCGAUUUUGCUGCGGGCGUGCGGAUUACCGCGAGGCAUUGUUUUAUGUUGGAGACGGUGUCUGUUUGUGUCAGGAAUGCGAGGGUUUGUGUGAAGCCUGGCCCACAACUGCUGGCUGAGGAGCAGGAGGGGAGUGAGAGAAGAAGGGGAAGCGGGAGUGAGAGGAGAGGUGGGAGGCCGUUGGUUAGUGGUGAGGAGGGGCAUCAUUCUCGGCAGCCACCAACACCGGUGGAUAUCGAACCGGAAAGGAAGGGGUACAAGCGGCAGAAAAGUGAGGGGGGAGGAAAAGGUGAAGAAGUUCAAUUUGCAGAUGAUAUGUGGAGUCAGUUGGUAGGUAGAAGGGGGUAUUUGGCUGGUGAUGAGAGGUGGGUUUUGGGAGAGGAUGAGGAGGGGAGGGUUACUGUUGUUCGGUUUUAG
Messenger RNA from Sordaria macrospora k-hell, 2412 nucleotides. RefSeq lists its product as uncharacterized. Gene Ontology annotation, molecular function: protein binding. Lineage: Eukaryota; Fungi; Ascomycota; Sordariomycetes; Sordariales; Sordariaceae. The record is from RefSeq and is a predicted model, not a curated record.